UCUGCAGCUGCUGCCUCAGCCGCCUCCGGCUUCGUCCUCUGUCCCGCCUCCCGGGUCUUCGUCCUCUGUCCGGCAGCCUGGGUAUUCGUCGUCUCCUUCUGGACCUCCUUCGCCAGGUCGAUCGCCCUUAGCCGGGGUUUCUCUCCCGUGUUGGGGUCUGGAGCAGCACAUGUGGCCUGGCUCCGGCAGAGGGACGGAGCUGUGACCCUAGAGAAGACAGUGUUCAGGCCGGACCUCCACUCCCUACAGGCUAUUCUUCUACAGCUGUUCAUUGUAGCUCGGCAUACAAAGUGGUUGAAUUCAGUCGGCUACACACUAGCUUACAAACAUAAACUUCAAGGGAUACAUGUUGGCCGUUUCCGGUGACUUCCGGCUAGUCCGGGCAGCACCUUCCAGAAUAAAAGCGUACGAUAUUUAUUUAAGACACAACUAAACGUGCAACCAGACACAACAACUCCAUAUUUGAAUAGUUAUAAUUGUGAUCGUGUUUAAGCAUAGAUGCAUUAAGGCAUCUGACCCUAAAAAACUGUUUUAAAUGAAAAACGUUGUAAUUAUGCACCAAGAAACAAUUUCCUGUGGUGUACGUAGUGCUUCCGUUUUUUAAAAAUAGAGAUGCUCGUUUCUUUUCCCGCAACUGCCCAGUUUGUUGAAACACCUAAAUGUAAUGGCAAUUGAAAGACGCCGCCCCUCUGGUAGAUGAAGAUAUACAAACCAAACGCUUCGUUGUCAGCUCUUGUUGCUUUAUUAUCUGCUUCACAUAUCCGAUUGUUUUUUUCUGAAAAUGUAUUUUUGUUAUGUGCAUCAAGGAUCUUAAGAGCUUUUACUCAUGUUUUUCUCGACCAUCGUGUUGAAAGCAGAUUUCUUUUAGUCUGAGAGCUGAUAAAAAUGUCCACUUUUAUGCUUUACACAGUGUAUUUUGAAGGAAAGGCUGCAGAAUGAAGAUCACAGACAGCGUGUUUCGGAGUUUCAGGGUUGCCAGAACAUUUCGACAAAAUUCCCAAAAAGUCAACUGUGUGGACUUCAGUCCAAACGGUGAAAAUGCAAUAUCAAGCAGCGACGACGACUGCAUUGUGUUGUAUGACAUCCGAGAGGGGAAACCUAAAGAGACCUUGUUCAGCAAGAAGUAUGGAGUAGAUCUGAUCCGCUACACACAUGGAGAUACACAGACAGUGGUCUACAGCUCCAACAAGCUAGACGAUACCAUCCGAUACCUGUCACUUACUGACAACCAGUACAUCAGAUAUUUCCCUGGUCACACUGCAAGGGUUAUAGCUCUGUCCAUGUCACCAGUUGACGAUACAUUUAUCUCGGGCUCUUUGGACAAAACAAUCCGGAUCUGGGAUCUGCGCGCUCCAAACUGUCAAGGUUUGACUAAUCCACUGGGGAAACCUGUUUGUUCAUUUGACCCUGAUGGGCUGAUAUUUGCUGCAGGAGUGGAAUCACAGGCCAUCAAACUAUACGACCUCCGUGCUUUUGACAAGGGUCCCUUUGCCUCCUUUGAGACAAGGUUUAAUCGCACCUGUGACUUGACUGGACUCAAAUUCAGUAACGAUGGGAAACAGAUUCUCAUCUCAACAAACGGAGGCUUAAUUCGUGUUCUAAAUGCUUUCAAUGGAACUGUGCUGCAUACUUUUUCUGGCUACAACAACAGUAAAGGCAUCUCCCUGGAGGCCUGCUUCACUCCUGACUCUCAGUUUGUCAUGAUCGGCUCAGAGGAUGGGAGAGUCCAUGUCUGGAGCACUGAGAGCGGGAUGAAGGUGGCCGUGCUGGACGGGAAACACUCAGGACCGAUCAACACCCUACAGUUCAACCCCAGAUACAUGACUUUUGCCAGCGCCUGCACUAACAUGUUGGUGUUAGAUUCAUACAGAGAGCCAGCAUACAGCUGGGACAAGGAUUACGACCAGUUCCUGCUCCCUCUGCUCACGCCUCAGGAACCCUGCUACAUCCUCUAUCGUCUGGACACCCAAAAUGCACAGGGGCACGAGUGGAUCUUCAUUGCCUGGUCACCUGACCAAUCUCCAGUGAGGCAGAAGAUGGUGUAUGCAGCGACCCGUGCCACCCUGAAGAAAGAGUUCGGAGGAGGUCACAUUAAAGAUGAAAUGUUUGGCACGGUGGAGGACGACCUGUGCUUCCAGGGAUACUUGCGACACAUGUCCUCCUGCUUUUCCCCAGCCCCGCUCACAGCAGCCGAGCAGGAAUUACAACGAAUCAAAAUCACAGAGGUCAAGAUCAAACAAGAAGAGGCCAAGCGAGCUCUGCAGCAACUCAAGCUGAGACGCAUCAACUACAUACAGCUGAGGCUGGAUGUAGAGAAAGAGACCAUUGAAUUGGUUCACACCAAACCUACAGAGACCCAUGAGCUUCCCUACAGGAUUCCCAUGGAUUCUCCCAGAUACCACUUCUUCAUCUACAAACAUUCCCACCAGGGCCAACGGCAGGAGGCGCUCGUGUUCAUAUAUUCGAUGCCCGGUUACACCUGUAGCAUCAAGGAGCGGAUGUUGUAUUCAAGCUGUAAGAACCGACUACUGGACGAAGUGGAGAAAGACUAUCAGCUGGAGGUCACCAAAAAGAUGGAGAUAGACAAUGGCGAUGGCCUGACAGAAGACUUCCUGUACGAGGAGGUGCACCCUAUGGAGCACGCCUUGAAGCAGGCCUUUGCCAAGCCCCGCGGACCGGGGGGGAAGAGGGGCAACAAACGCCUCAUCAAGGGUGCUGGGGAAAAUGGGGAAGAAAGUUAG
This is a messenger RNA of Eleginops maclovinus (Patagonian blennie), 2741 nucleotides long. Its product is annotated as WD repeat-containing protein 82-like. Bases 936 to 2741 code for a protein of 601 amino acids. The record is from RefSeq and is a predicted model, not a curated record. Gene Ontology annotation, molecular function: chromatin binding; actin binding. Gene Ontology annotation, cellular component: Set1C/COMPASS complex. The transcript has 15 exons. NCBI's taxonomy places the organism in Eukaryota, Metazoa, Chordata, Actinopteri, Perciformes, Eleginopidae.